Colletotrichum godetiae is the source of this 3394-nucleotide messenger RNA. RefSeq lists its product as uncharacterized. Bases 1 to 3027 code for a protein of 1008 amino acids. The transcript is spliced from 14 exons. The record is from RefSeq and is a predicted model, not a curated record. Lineage: Eukaryota; Fungi; Ascomycota; Sordariomycetes; Glomerellales; Glomerellaceae.
AUGGACCGGGUGGGUGGUGAUGGGAUGGCGGGUACCGACUAUGCUGGAGAUUUGAGGUAUCGCAGCACGCGUGCCGUGAUCCAGGUUGAUCGCGGUGCUGAAGGGGGGGGAAAGGGACGGGAGCUGGCUGCUGGCUUACUGGAAUGGCAGGAACCAAGCCGGGCACUGCUGGCUGUGCUGCUGCACAAACUCGAGGGUGUGCAGGGGGGCGUGCGGUACUCUUUUGCAGUGACCAAGGUGGUGAGCGUCAACCCCUUUUUACCUCUUCACCACCAACCCAUGGCACCAACGGACGACAAUUCACGAGGCCCUGCAGGUGAGUCAAGGCCUAGCUGGCACAAGUGCGCACUAUUCGUACUGGACCAGUGGACCUCAUUUUGUGCACACGCAGGCGGCAUGGCUCAACGUGUGUGGUACGACGACUGUGGUGCUUCUCCGGGCCGUCAUCUUAUUACUCCCACCACACCUGAAGACCGCCGUCAAGUACCUUUCCUAUGCCAGCUAGCCCCGACCGGUACGAGUUAUGCGUACAAGACAACGCACAUGGACGGUGGGUUGUCGUCCGAGAGACAUCUCUUCUCCGCUGUGUACGAAGUGCAACUCAGCCCAACCCUGACCAGAGCUGGGACGAAAUCGUUGGAUUGGUCGAGCCAAACUCUCGACUCUCACCGGAAAAACGCUAACAUUGACGACGGUGCAUGUGGCAUGGCAUGGUUUGGCUCUUUGAUGAGUGUUGACCAUGUGUUGCCCCUGUCCGCCAUCACUGCCGGACGUCCAUGGUGGGACGGGUGGAAAAAGUCGCGAAAUGACAUUGCUGUUCUGGUCAUGGUCUACCGUCGAGGUCCCUCUGCCAUGGCGUGCUCACUCUGGUGGUUGUUGGUCGGAACGGUCAGCUCUCAGGUCGGCGGCCAGGGGAACGAGUCACUACUACGUAGCCACUCCAAGAUCGGUAUCCGUACUUGGUACACCAUGCCUGAUCACUGGCCAACGCCCCGUUGCUGGCAAGCAAACUCGUCAGACGGUGGUUUAUUGCCCGCUUUGCAUUGCUUGGAGCUUGUAGCUGACUGCUGGCUGCUGGCUGUGGGCGGCACUGGUGGUCAAGUUGAGGUGCGGACGAGGUGGAAGAUCCUGAGCAGCCGCUGCCCGCAGGAAAUGGAGCAGAGGGGCUUAGCUUUUUCGGGGCACGGGCUAAAAAUGGGCAGAAAUGGCUGCCGCCGAGUGGCCUUUCCUGCAAAGAAGCAAGUCUCUUCCCAAGGUCCUCCCAUCGGCCGUCCUGUCAACUUUGGCCCUGUUCAUCCUCUGCCGGGGCUUGUUGCUCCUUCAAGGCCGUGCCAGGAGGACCGGAGAACAGGGGCAAAUCUGACAAGCGAGCGCAGAUCAUUGGCCGAAUCUCGGUGCCUGGUCACUGGUGGGCGAGUGGGCUAUUCCCUCCCUGGCCUCAACUUCCAAGGCACCUUCCCUUCCGUGGCCUUGCACCUCGCUGCUGUAGGCACACAUACAUACGCAAAAAAGGGUGCACAAACCUGCACAGAUGCAUGCACACAUCGGCCCUCUCACUGUCCAACGAGCACACAAACACACCACACAUUGACUGGACAAGAGUCAGAACUCAGAACCACCAACGGCGCAGAUUCAUCAUCCCCCUCCAAUUCCUUGCACAAACAUGGAUCCGUGGAGCUAGCUGAAGACAUGGACAGUCCAGACCGAGUCCUGCCGUUGAUCGUUGCCCUCGAGAGACCCGAGGUUGCAGAUGGUCCCCAGGUCCAUGGCAACAUUGGACACACAGACGACUUGACAAACGAACACUUUUCGACCAGUCUCCUUGGCCGUGACUGUACGAAUAGAAUCAAGAGUUGUCAACCUCGACGCUCUUGCGGGGCGGAGAGAGGAUACUUGACUCUCUCGUCAGACUCUUUCGAUGUCUCAUCAGAGUUGAAUGCCAAUGAUACUGCCUUUGGACCACCCGCCAUGCCAGUGCCUCUCGAUUGGCAUCUCAACGGCGGGUCGGCGACACGCGCGUUGUGCUCAGCACGCUCGCUUCCAACAAGCGGCGGUUGUUGGUCCCUCGAUCGGACCACAGGACGAUGCGGUACAAAGCGGACACUCGACCACAGGCCCCAAACCCGCUUGCUCGAGGGCUACCGUUGGAGCGACCUGAUCUCGUCCCUUUCCCGUCGGCGCCAUCCCUGCUCGUUUUCCACCUUCCCCAUGCGAUGGUGUGGAUGGCUGAGAACACGCGCCCAAUGGGAGCCGACGCCGGUGUCGUUAGCUUGUCUCGAAUAUCCCGUUGAUGGACGUGGGCUUGAGCCUUUAAUCAUAACCGCACCAACGCACGCCACAGACGAGAUUUGGAGCUCUAGCGAGACGACGAUGCACAACGGCCCAGGCUCUGGGGAUCUCAAUACCAUUAACACUCAGUACCGAUUUCGUGCACAAUCCGAAAGCAUUUCCGAUGCCUCUGUUCCCGUACAGAUCGCACGAUGGCGCAGCGGCACAGGGCUGGCGGAAACCUGCCAGUGCUGUUAUUGUCCCAGUACCGGCAAACCGGCCGCCGUCAAUAUCUCUGCGACUCGUCAAGUGGGGAUGGUCUCCGCCGAUCAGCCAGUCACCCAAAGCUCUGAUCAGAACGCGUCGGGGGGGAACAGUGGUCCAGCGAAUGGUCUCGCCCUUCCUGAUCAGCCGUCGAGGAUCACCCUGCAACGUCCAUUGAUGUUACACGCGAGUUGCACACGCGACUCCUUGCUCGAGGCCACAGGAACACUCAGACGCCAGCCUUGGGACAACUUAAUCGGCACAAAAGAGCCCCAUCAUCUGUUCGGGACGGAGUACUGGCUUUCGAAGGGCUUCGAUGACCGUGACACGAAUCCUCUAUCCGAGUCUGUGGAACUCAAGCCCAGGGCUCGGAAUCAAUGGCCAAGGCCCAUGUCCGGUUCUCGUCCUCGUCCGGUGUCGUCACAGAUGCAGGACAAUGUUGGUGGCCCCCAACUUCCAAGUCUUCUCUCAUCGGAUCCUGAAGCAAUGCCCUGAGAGAGAGGAGGGAAUGAGGGUCGGUGGAACAGCGCUCCUGAAUACACGACAGAUUGAGGCUGUGCAGCAAUCGCACGCCUUGUCUCUCUGCCCUUCUGAAGUUCUGCCACAGCCAUGUCCGUCCCCAAUCCUCGCCUAUCCGCAAGUUGCCGUCCGGCCCGUCUCGUGUUGUGUCGCGUCACAUUGUCGAGCUUGAAGCGGCGGUGUCAUCAACGUGCCAGAGUGUCUGUUCCAUCGGCACCCGUCACUCUAGAAGCCUUGGGCUGGAGGCAAGCAUCGAGAAGUCAUAUCAAUCGCUGACGGCACGGUAUCCGUACGCGGUACUCCUCUGAAGCUGCCGCUCCGGCGCCGAGUCCCGGUGGCGGUU